AUGAGCCAGCCUACUUUCAACCUCUCUCCCUCCACUUCCUCCUCGACUGAACGAUCAGCUGCCGCCGCCGGAUUAGCGCCACUUAUUCAAGAGCUCAAAGCUGCCUGCGAUACGUGCGACAAGCAGACGUUUGCCUCGCAGCAAUUUCAUACCGCGACUGAAUCUUUGCUGCGUCUGCGUCAUACCUUCCUUGAUAACGAUCGUCCAAGGGAAGCCCAGGAGGCGUUCCGACAUCUUUAUGGCUUCGAGACACUACUGCAGCUCGCGAAGAAGCUCUCGGAGCUAUACGAGCCGACAGAGUUAUCAGCAGAAGAGAGAAGAACUCUCUUGACCCUCUACAAAGAUGCUUUGGCUGUCCUGGCUGAGAGCUUGAAGGGGAAUUUCGGGAACAAGCGUUACUUUGCGAAACGGAUAUCGAGCGGGGGUACAGCAGCUCUGCAGGAAGCACUGGACAUAAUAGCCCCAAAAUUUAACAGCGCCCAGGGUGAUACGGAACAAUUUUAUGGUGGCAUCCUGGCCGCGGCUCUCUGCCAGGAAGCGGUCGCUGGUAUCUUCACGACACUCAACACGAAGUUUCAAUCAGUCGAGGAACUGUUUCCGCAGGAUGUUAAGGCGGAAGUCGAUCGACGCAUGGGGAGCUCGGAGACCGUCGAGGUGCCCGAACUUUUGGGACCGUUUCUGAAAGCAUUCUUUGGCACCCCCCAGGAUUUGGCCAUGAAACUUGGAAAGGCCGUAUCGGUAUCACGCUGGUCCCUGGCGAAUGCAGUCCUCUUCGAGGAAGCCCACAGUGAUGAUAUGGUUGCUGUCUUUUACAAUCUGGGGCCUCGGUACUUUGGCAAUUUCCAAGAUUGCUUGGGCUCUUUCCAAACCUAUAAGGCCUCCGCGACCCUUAACCUGCGAAACGAGCACCUGCACCCUGGCAAGGAGGAAGCGUCAGAUAUUGUCACUGCGAUUCGGCGAAAAGCAAGCGUUCUGAUCCGUGAAGGGUCGAUCUUGAUUAACAUCUCACCCAUGUCCGUGCUAGAUGAUGACGAUAAUAACCACAUUGACGAGUCUCAGCUCGUCAAGAGUCUUUCAAGGAAAGCCAUCAAGAAUCUGCAUCAGUUGACGAAGGCGGGCGGCAAUGCAGUAGCUGCCAAUGGGGCCGUUCCCUCGUUGAACGACGCUUUGACGCAGGCUCAUGGUAUGGGUAUUCUGACAGGGGAUCCAGUUGUUUCAGUCCCUCAUUCACUUGACGACGUUAGUUGGCGCAUCGGAGGUUGUGCGGCGGUGCACUUGAGCUUGGUACACGCCGCUAAAACCACCAAAUGCUUAAUCCUUGCGGUUGAAGCGUUAUACGAAGCUGUACAGGACAAUUGGCGAAAUAGUGAAGCGAUGGAAAGGGAAAACGGAUACGGGAUUCUUGCAGCGAUACUUCGAGAUAAAUUUGGGCUGGGGAAUAGCUCUGCGACAAGUAAGGCUUCUAGCAUCUGCUCCAAUGUCGAGGAACAGUCUGCCUUGGGUCUUGAGCUUCUUCGACUGACUCUCAAAUUCGUUGGAUACGAUUUCGAGCACCCCAACCGAUCGAUAAUUACAAAUCCACUGGCCUACAGGGUGUUGCUCGUGGACCUUGACAUUUGGAGACCAGGGGAUUCCGCCCUACUGAGUUUGUACUACUCUCAAUUCACCACAUUCGCUGGUGAAAGUAACUUUCGUCGGUUCAAUGCAAAACGUCUUUCUCGCAUGCGGGUCAACAAGAGGUUACUGGAGGCGCUCAAGGGUGACGAGUUCUCCCCUGAAUCCCUCCGUCUUCUGAUUUCUGCUUUCCAAUCUCUCAUGGAAAGCUGUCUUUCUGCAGAGCUCUUCCGUUCCUUGGCUCUCUUCAUCACUUCUGCUAUUCAUAAGACCAGAGAACCGAGCAGACUCCAGAAAAAGAAGAGUUUGAGGUUCACCGCUGGUUCUCAGCAGAUUGCAGCAUCGGCUGAGCGAGGGAACUGCGUAUCAAGCACAAAAAUAGCAGUUGAGAUGCUGCGAAUGUACUCUUCUGUUCUCUGUGAUUCUCAUGACCUCAUACCGCUCAAGAAGUUUGCGCGUUCUGUGACGAACAAGUGGCUCCUGUAUCUCAUUUGUGAGGAUGAACCUGAAAUCGUUGCUCUUGCGACCAAGAUCUUAGCUCGAUUGAUAGUCAGCCAUGGUGAUGUUUACAGCAAGAAGUUCUCUGAGAAAACUGGAGGCUACAUCAUCAUGCGACAUCGUCUGAGAAGCUGGUGGAAGGUACCCGCCAUAUGGUGUAUUUGUCUCGGCAUUCUGUUUGGACUCGACGUUGGUGAUAUGAAGUUGAAUCAGCCAUUUAAUCGAGCAGGUUUGAUCGAGAUCCUAUCUUCGAAUGGCCAGCCCCGAGUUGCUUUUCCUGAAAUCCUCCCCGUACUCAUGGAGAUGAUGCAAUUGGGAUUACAAAGUGUAAUAUCAGUCGACGAGUUGUCUUCUCCUGGUGUCCAUGGCAUCAAGUCUCUGCGAGGGUCCCAAGUUCGGCUUGAAUCUCCUCCGGCGUCCUUGUCUACACGGGUGACUGAAUUGACAAAGCAAAUAUCUCUCUUGGACGCGGUUGUUGGGUUGUUUGCUGAUUUACAUCAGAAAUCAGCCGAUUUCCGGGACUUUGCUGCACAGUCUGAUUACAUUCAGUGGUUGCUAUAUGUGACAUUUCCGGUUGUUGUUGGUUCGAACAUUUCAACCUCAGAUUUCGAACUCAACUCUCGUGCUGCUAAAAGCAAUUCUCGUGAUCAUACUUUACCUGUUCGACCGCGUUCAAGUGGAACAGCAGGAUUGCGCACCACAACAGUUGAAGGGUCUAGCAGUCGUGAUGGACAAGCUGGCCCAUUGCGACGUGGAUCAUCUUUCAUCCUCGUUUCAUCGGAUAAAACCAAGUUCUCACCUUCCUUUGCACGUAUACAUAGAGCUUUCAUACCGCUCGGGCUCCCUCCUGACAUGGCAGCUACAAACCAUCCUCUUGUGCAAGCAAUCCUGAGUCUAGUCCUAUCUGUCUUCUGCGAUCAAUUGCUGGAGCGAAAGGACUUUUCUGGACUUGGGUUAUACCUCAAGACGCCGACGAGCUCUCUUGAACAACAAGCGUAUUUUAACUCCUGGAUAUUACGGAGUCUCCUUUCCAGACUGCGAGAUGUUGCACUUUCCAAACCGCAACUUCUUCUGGAACCACGAGCGCUUUCUAAUUUGGGACGUUUUGCAACCCAUAUUGGAGAAGCAGUAUAUGAGGGCUGGUUCGUUGACGGCACAACUCAUGCCCUCGAAUUUGCAGGCGCAAUCCUAGAAUAUCUCCAGCAGUCGGAUGUUUCAAGUUUAAAGAGUGUAAGGCUCUGUAGCCAAGCCGUCACAUCCAUACGGUCCACUCUGUUCCGUGUUGUUCUGCUCAAAUUAUCAGAAGUGGAUGACCAAGAGGCCUGUGAGUUCUUAAAUCGUUUGAGCUAUUGGCAAGUGGUCUUGCUUUCUGAAGGCGAAAUGCCAUCGGAUUACCUGCAGCUGUUGUGCUACCUUCUCUACACAAAAUUGAUCAGCCAAGAUCGGGACAUUCGCCUUGCAGCAGCGAGCUUGUGGAGAGUCAUUCUUGUGCAAAAGCCCGCUGAAAUGUCUACUAUUUUGAGUCAGGCGGCCAUUCCCUUGCAGAGACGACUCUCUGAUGGCUUUGAAGCACUUGUAGGCAUGGAGGACAAAGCUUUCCUACAGUGGGUCGAUGACCAUCAGGACGAUCUCAAUCCAAUGUUUCUCGGGUUGCUGUCCAGGUCAUGGGAGACUUUCGUCCAAGAAGAGAGCGCAAACAUUGACCUCUCAAGCCGUGCAAGAGGUUCCAAGCGCCAGGAGAAAUUGCGACAUUGGAAUCAAUUAGAGAGACUCAGUGAAGAAGUGACGCGUAAACACGAAACAACCUUUCCCCAUUGGGUCUCAAACAUAUCGGCGUCUGAGUUUCUGAAAUAUCAACGAGCGCUGCAGGAUCAGCAGGAUAACUCUGUAUUCAUGUGGACCGCAUUUUCUCACAUGACCAUGGAUCUAAGGCGGUUUGGAGGUGUUCUUUCAGAAGACAAGGAUAGGAAAUGGCGUCUAGACCAGACCGAAGGACGAAGCCGUAUGCGACUUCGAAUGGUUCCAGAUGAAUCUGGAGAACGGCAAGAUUAUCAACCGAAAAGGAAAGCAUCCGAACCCCCAGCUAUCAAAAUCGACACCCAGGCGCAACCAUCAUCCAACGGUAAUACAACGGGGUUGACACCUACGGUCUUGGCCGCAGAGAAUAUGGACAACAAUCAGCAGGAUGUCCACUCGGAUAGUAAAAGCGUCCUGGAAGAGAGCUUCGAGAUGAUCGAUGAUCCUAAAGCUGACCUCGAAGAGUACGAAGACAAAAAUAGAAAGGUGAUGCGAAGUCUGCAUCGUGGCGAUCAGGUCGAAAAUGUAUGCAAUAUGUCUCGAAUCAUUGGCUUGGAAGCAUGCGAGGGCCUGUUGAUCCUUGGCAAAGACAAUAUCUAUAUAUUGGAUAAUUUCUUUCAAAGGUCGGAUGGUGAGAUAGUGAACGUCUGGCAAGCACCUCCGGAUGAGCGUGAUCCCUACGUUCGCAUGAUUGCCGGCAGAGAAUCCUUUGAGCGUAAAACACAGGAACACGAAACCAGAAGCUGGAAAUGGUCCGAUCUGAUCAGCGUUUCCAAAAGACGGUUCCUUUUCCGUGAUGUCGCUCUCGAGGUCUUCUUCACUGACGGUACCAGCUACCUGCUGACGUUGAUCUCUUCGCGAGCCCGAGAUAAUCUAUGCAGCCAGCUCGCGAGCAAGGCUCCGCAAGUGACGGGGAGUGCUGGCCACUCGCGGCCGGAAGACGUGUGGAGAUUUGAAACCCUUCGAAGCCAGGAGGAUGCGCCGCAGUCCCUCGGAUCCAAGUUUGCCAGUGUCUUCGGUCACUCGCCUGUGCACCCGGCCACACGGAAAUGGAGCAAGGGCGAAAUAUCCAACUUCCAUUAUCUCAUGUUGAUCAACACGCUCGCCGGAAGGACAUUUAACGAUCUGACACAGUACCCAGUCUUCCCGUGGGUGCUGGCAGAUUACACUAGCGAGGAAUUGGACUUGACAGACCCCAAAACUUUUCGUGACCUGUCAAAACCUAUGGGAUGCCAGACACCAGAACGGGAGGCUGACUUUAGGGAACGGUACCAAGCUUUCGCAGAAAUGGGCGACGGGGACUCUCCGCCGUUCCAUUAUGGAACGCACUAUUCCUCUGCGAUGAUUGUCUGCUCGUACCUCAUUCGUCUGCAACCUUUCGUAAAAUCAUAUCUCCUCCUUCAGGGUGGAACAUUCGAUCACGCUGACCGUCUCUUCUAUUCCAUUGGAAAAGCGUGGGAAUCGGCCUCGCGUGGCAACAUGUCGGAUGUCAGAGAAUUGACCCCCGAAUUCUUCUACCUUCCAGAAUUUCUCGUCAACUCUAACAAGUACGAUUUCGGUCUCCUUCAGAAUAUGACAACAGCUAUCGAUUCUGUGGAAUUGCCGCCGUGGGCUAAGGGCGAUCCGAAGAUCUUCAUCACAAAGCAUCGGGAAGCGCUGGAAAGUCCUUACGUGACUGAGAAUCUGCAUCAUUGGAUUGAUCUCGUUUUUGGCUGUAAGCAGAAAGGGGAGGCGGCAAUUGAGGCAGUCAAUGUCUUUCAUCAUCUUUCAUACCAAGGGGCGAAAGAUAUUGAUAACAUCGAUGACCCUGUGGAACGGCUGGCCACAAUUGGUAUCAUACACAACUUUGGCCAGACACCGCACCAAAUUUUCACUCGACCUCACCCUCCGAGAGAAGAUACACGGCAUAAAGUUCCACGACUCGACCGCCUAGCUGAAUCGCUUACACAGCUUCCUCUUUCCCUGCUUGGUAAGGCUCCUGGUCUGUUGCGGUUCUGGUCUUGGGCGCUAAUGAUGGAUAAAGAUAUCGGAGAACAGGUUUCGACCUUGUCGAUGAAGCAUGACCGCUUGCUUUGUGCUGCUCCGCUCAGACUGAAUAUUCCGCCCAACUACGACAGAUAUAUGGAGUGGGGAUUUUUUGAUGGAAGCGUUCGGUUCUACUCUGCAGACAGCCGGAAGAUUCUUGGUCAUUUCGAGCAUUUACAUAUUGGGCAAUUGUCCUGUACGAUUUUCGCAGACUCCCGGACAUUGGUCACCUCGGGCACAGAUUGUGUUGUCUCAAUAUGGACAUACAACUCAACUGCCAAAACUGUAGACUUGCAGCCCGCAGGAUCUCUUUUUGGACAUCGUACCCCUGUCAAUGUUCUCGCCGUCUCACGCUCGUUCAGCGCCCUGCUUUCCGCCUCCACAGAUGGCCAGAUCAUACUCUGGGAUCUCAAUCAGCAUGCUUUUGUCCGAGAGCUCCCAGCUAGCGGCCCAGUUGAUUGUGCCCGGAUAAAUGACGUGACGGGAGAGAUUAUGGUUUGCCGCGGAAAUCGUAUCAGUAUCUAUACACUGAACGGGGCGCUGUUGCUCGACCAGGACGUGUGUGAAUCGAUUGACGACCGUGUCAUGUCCUGCGUGUUCUACGAAGGCGUGAAUAAUGAGUGGCAAGAACGCGAGCUCAUCUUCACAGGUCAUAGAAAGGGCGUUGUCAAUAUAUGGAACAAGAUUAUUUGGGACGGACGUUUUGAGUUGGAGCUGAUUCGGCAACUUCAUCACAUUGACAACAAUCGAGACAAUGGAGCCAAUAUCUCCGCAGGAAUCAGCUGCAUUCUGGCCCUCCCUCACGUGGUGUACACAGGUGAUGAGGCUGGAAGAGUGCCAGUACGAGUGGAAUUGCGUCCAACGCCGUUGAAGAUUUUCGCAAAAGAGGUACUCUACACAAUCGCUUCCUACUCGAGCAUGUUGAGCGACGAUACCACCGGGCAAUGA
This is a messenger RNA of Aspergillus thermomutatus, 6882 nucleotides long. Its product is annotated as Beige/BEACH domain protein. Bases 1 to 6882 code for a protein of 2293 amino acids. The record is from RefSeq and is a predicted model, not a curated record. NCBI's taxonomy places the organism in Eukaryota, Fungi, Ascomycota, Eurotiomycetes, Eurotiales, Aspergillaceae. The transcript has 8 exons. Gene Ontology annotation, molecular function: protein binding.